Messenger RNA from Pyrus x bretschneideri (Chinese white pear), 1351 nucleotides. Its product is annotated as E3 ubiquitin-protein ligase RDUF1. Gene Ontology annotation, molecular function: ubiquitin protein ligase activity. The coding region runs from base 16 to 1116 and encodes 366 amino acids. Gene Ontology annotation, cellular component: cytoplasm. NCBI's taxonomy places the organism in Eukaryota, Viridiplantae, Streptophyta, Magnoliopsida, Rosales, Rosaceae. The transcript has a single exon. The record is from RefSeq and is a predicted model, not a curated record. Gene Ontology annotation, biological process: protein ubiquitination.
GAUCUCUAAACCUCCAUGGCCAUGCCUUCACCGCCACCGACGACGUCGUAUUGGUGUUACAGAUGCACUCGCUUCGUCCGCGUGUUUGCUCUGGACUCCGCCCUCUUGUGCCCCCACUGCGAAACCGGCUUCCUCGAGGAGAUCGAGACGAUGCCACAGCCGCUACCGCAGCCGAACCAUCUCCGCCGUAGAUUCCCGUCCUCCCACCGCCACGAGGAAGAACGGGGCCAAAACCCGAUUCCGACCUCCCGCCGGGUACGACGGGCCUCCGGCGACCGGUCUUCUCUAUUCAACCCGGUCAUCGUCUUACGUGGCACCGAGGCCGAUACCGAGUCCAACACAUUCGAACUCUACUAUAAUGACGCCGCGGGGUCGGGGCUCCGACCACUUCCGCCCACCAUGUCCGAGCUUUUAAUGGGUUCGGGCUUCGACCGCUUACUUGAACAGCUCUCCCAGAUUGAAAUCAACGGUUUGGGCCGACCUGAAAACCCGCCUGCGUCUAAAUCCGCCGUGGAAUCUAUGCCCGUUAUUCAAAUCGCCGAUACCCACGUCGGGUCGGACUCGCACUGCGCCGUUUGCAAAGAAGCAUUCGAACUCGGGUCGGAGGCCCGAGAAAUGCCGUGCAAGCACAUAUACCACCCGGAUUGUAUCCUCCCCUGGCUCUCAAUGCGUAACUCGUGCCCGGUUUGUCGACACGAGCUGCCCGCUGACCAAAACAACCGUAAUUCGGAUCCGGGUCUCGAGGAAGAGACGAUGGGUUUGACUAUCUGGAGAUUACCCGGCGGAGGAUUUGCCGUGGGGAGAUUCUCCGGCGGCAGAAGACCCGGCGAGAGGGAAUUACCGGUUGUGUAUACGGAAAUGGACGGCGGUUUCAAUGGAAACGGGGCUCCAAGAAGGGUAUUAUGGGCAUCGAGGAGUAGAGGGAGCGAAAGUCGCGGGAUUCGGAGUGCUUUUCGUAAUAUAGCUUCGUUCUGGGGGCGUUUACGUUCCGAUUCAUCAUCUUCGAGGUCCGGGUCGGAAUCUGAAUCCGGGCCGGGUUUGACUAGAAGUCAGUCAAGUUCGGUAUUUGGGCGGUUCGUACACCGUCGUCGGAGGGCGUGGGUGUUGGAUGAUUAGAAAGACCACAGUUUUGGCUUCAUUUUUUUUUUUUUUUUUGGUUUAUUAAUUUAUUGAAAUAUACAUCAGUGUAAAUACUUUUAUUAUUAUAGCUGAGUUUCGAAGAACUUUCAGGUUUGCCGGUUUGGGGUUCCGUGUUCAUAAAAAAAGUAGUACAAAAUUGGCUCAAUUUGUAGCAAAGCAUCUUUGGUUCUGCGUGUUAUGAAGAUUAUAGAAUUUGAAAUUUAAUUCUUAA